UGAAAGUGCCUGAAUUGUGUAUCGUGCUGGGAUUCCUAUCCAGCUGUAUUUAACUACGGCUGUUCUCAGUAACGUGUGGGCAAUAGUUUCCGGACACGUAUAAAAAUAUAUGAGGCAUCUGGCAUAACUGCGGGUUUAAACCUCGGAGUAAUUACAUUGUCGUUAUCAGAACAAGCUAGCGUAAAAACCUGCGUACAACACCACGUCUGUUGAAUUCAUCUGACCUACAUUCAUUUGACCUACACCAUAAGUAAUAUUUAUCAGUGUAAAAUGCCCGUGGAAGUAGAGAGGAAAUUUGUGUGUGAUUCAGAUAUCCAAGGGAAACUGAAGAAGAUUGGAGCUGUUUGUAUUGGUCAAUGCCAAUUCAAAGACCAGUAUUUUGACUUGGAAGACUUCACCUUAACACUGAGAGAUUUCUGGCUGCGCAAGCGAGAGGGCCAUUGGGAGCUAAAAUGCCCUGCAUCCUCACUUACAGAACCAGAGCAAAGAGCAGAAGCAAUGUGCACUAAUUACAGAGAGGUCAUGGAUCUAGCUCACAUUAAAGCUGAAAUUAUGGGGAUAAUAGAAAACUGCCCAGGAGCUGUUGAAGACAUAUUAGACUCAUCACAGAUGAACCAACUUAACAGUGACAGCAAGGAAGAAAUGUGGCUGAAGGAAUUAAAGCUGCAGUGCUUUGCGGAAUACACCACCACACGAUGUUCUUAUGUACUGGAUGAUGGAGAGGAGGGCAGAGUACGAGUUGAUCUGGAUCAAGCUGAUUUUGGCUACUGUGUGGGGGAGAUUGAAGUUCUAGUUUCAGAAGGAGGCAACAUGCAGUCUGCAAUGCAGAGGAUUGAAAUGACAGCUGAGAAAUUAGGUCUUGCUGGUGAGAAGAUUCAGGGGAAAAUGCAUGUAUUUCUUCAGAGAUAUCGCCCAGACCACUAUGCUCAGCUGGUCUGUGCUCAUGUUCUCUGAAGGAAUUGUAACUAGUGUAUAUUUAUCAUUAAGUAGUAAUGUAUACAAGCUGCUAAAUGUGAUGUAAUGAUAAUCUUUAUUUCCAAAGGUAUGUGAACACGUCUCGUAAUUAUUAAGUUAAGGUGUUUCCACCCCCAUGCUAACAGGCGUAGAAUAUCAAACGCAUAGACAUUCAGUCCCUAUAGAAAAACAUUUGUAGUAGAAUGGGUCAUAAAGACAAGGUCAGGUGCUGUUGUAAAAUGGAAGCAUCUAGGAACAAUAACAGCUCAGCCAUGAAGUGAUGCACCAUGCAAACUCACAGAGCAGGUCCACUGACUGCUGUAGUGCAUAGCACAUAAAAAUCGCAUAUUCUCUGUUGUGUCACUCAUUACACUAUUUCAAAAUGCCUCUGGGAGCAAUGUGAGCACAAGAACUGCAUCAGGAGCCAUGGCCAAGCCUAUAAUCACUCAGUGCCUAUUGGCUGGAGGGAUGUAUAGCAUGUUGCCACCGGAAUCUGGAACUGUAGAAACAUUCUUUGGAGUGAUAAAUCACACUUCACUCUCUGGCAAUAUGAUGGACAAAUAUGGGUUUGGUUUGGUGUAUGCCAGGGGAAUAUCUACCAAAGUGCAUAGUGGUAACAAUAAAGUUUGACAUUGUGGGCAAUAUUCUUCCAUGUUUGUGGCAAAAGUUUGGGGAAGACUCUUUCUUGUUCCAGCAUGAUACUGCUCCUGUGCACAGAGCGAGGUCCAUAAAGACAUGUCUUGAUGAGUUAGAAACUCCUGUGGCCUACACAGAGCCCUGAACAUCUUUGGGGUGAAUUGGAACACUACAUAAAAAUGUAUAAUAAUGCUUUUGGGAUUUGAUGUCCACAAUGCCUGUGUAAGAGUGACGGUUAGAUGUUCACAUACUUUUAGCCGCACAGUAUAGAUCAAAAACUGAGCUUCUAUCUACAUAUAUCGUAUGCUUUCCUACUACUGAUCAACUGUACAUGCAACCAGAGGGGCUACAGACUGUAAUCGUAUGCUUAUACAUUUAUUAAAAGCUGCUUUAUAAAUUGUACUUUAUAAAGUGGCUAUAUGAGUGUAAUUACCAGGGGUCGGUCAGAAGAGCAGGGUUUAUUAAACUUGGGUCCUUGAGUUGGAAACUUAUUAAAUUAAUUGUUUGAUUAAUUAAUUCAAUAAUAUUUUCAGCAAUUUUUUUAAAAAAUUAUUUUUAUACCAACUUUUCUUCAUUAAGAAUUUUCCACAUUAAAAAUAAAAACAAUUACAAUUGUCCAAAAACAAGUUUGGUGAUGGAUAUGCCUAACGUUUCUGAGAUGUUCUUUUCUUUGAUAAAUUACAAGAACACAGAAAAAAGUAUGCACUUAAAAGUAAAUGUUAAUUUUGCUCAUUAAAAA
Messenger RNA from Electrophorus electricus (electric eel), 2329 nucleotides. RefSeq names its product thiamine triphosphatase (gene thtpa). Gene Ontology annotation, molecular function: thiamine triphosphate phosphatase activity; magnesium ion binding. NCBI's taxonomy places the organism in Eukaryota, Metazoa, Chordata, Actinopteri, Gymnotiformes, Gymnotidae. Gene Ontology annotation, biological process: thiamine metabolic process; dephosphorylation; thiamine diphosphate metabolic process. The record is from RefSeq and is a predicted model, not a curated record.